AUGUCCUUUCGCAAGAGAAAUAUCGGUGUAUCAAGCGGUGUUGAUCGCACACCUGUCCAAAAUUCAUCUAUACAGCCACGAACCGCUACACAAUCGCCGCCGCCAACCCCCGGCGUCCGCCCCUCUCCCGAUGAUGGACGCCCAACAACUUCAACCGGUUCACCGUCGCUAGAUAACCUUUUGGCCGGUCAUGGGGGAUUGGCAAUAGGGAAGCUACUUCUACUGGAAGAGAAUGGAACUACCGACUUUGCAGGCGCUUUGCUCCGGUACUAUGCGGCGGAAGGUGUUGUGCAAGACCAAAAAGUUCAUGUCAUUGGGAUGCCCGAGCAAUGGGGCAGAAGUCUCCCGGGGUUGAUAGGGCCGGCGGAGAAGGCAGAUGAAGAGUCAGAUAGGCGGAAAAGUGAGCGCAUGAAGAUUGCCUGGAGGUAUGAACGUCUUGGCGAAUUCGGCGCGGGCGUCGCAGGCGCAAGAGCCCCAGCAGGAGGCACGGGAGAUCAGGUCCCAUCCACAGAUAGUAGCCAGGCGACACAACCAGCGUUUUGCCAUGCGUUCGAUCUCACGAAACGUCUCACCCACCCUUCGAUAGGCAACAUGACGUACAUACCGAUCAGGCCGUCCAACGAACCCUUGCUUGUCUCGAUUCAGAAGAAGCUCGAAGCCGCCAUUGCCUCAAGUCCACCAAAUACGGUCCAUCGCAUUGUCAUUCCUUCUUUCCUCAAUCCCACAUUAUAUCCACCCGAAGUCAGCCAGCCGGAGAAUGUUCUGCCAUUUCUCCACUCCUUGAGAGCUCUAAUGAGCCAACCCGCAUCGCGCAUAACCGCCAUGGUCACACUCCCACUUUCACUCUUUCCGCGUUCUUCGGGGUUGGUGCGGUGGAUGGAGAUCCUAAGCGACGGGGUCAUCGAGCUGUGCCCUUUCCCACAUUCAGCGGACGCCCUCUCAACAUCAGGAGCUGCGACGUCUCACGAAGAACCACCUCAAGGGAUGCUAAAGACGCAUCGACUUCCAGUAUUACACGAGCGCGGCGGCGGAAGCGACCAGAAUAUCGGACAGGAUUGGGCGUUCACGCUUAGCAGGAGGAAGUUCGAGAUCAAACCGUUCAGCCUGCCGCCUGCUGAGGGGGAUCAGGAGGCUCAAGAUAAUGCGCGGUCCGACAAAAUGCCGAAAAAGGCGGAUCUCGAGUUCUAG
This is a messenger RNA of Aspergillus calidoustus, 1188 nucleotides long. The record is from the annotation of a GenBank genome assembly. NCBI's taxonomy places the organism in Eukaryota, Fungi, Ascomycota, Eurotiomycetes, Eurotiales, Aspergillaceae.